Gopherus flavomarginatus (Mexican gopher tortoise) is the source of this 638-nucleotide messenger RNA. RefSeq names its product putative defense protein 1. The record is from RefSeq and is a predicted model, not a curated record. Lineage: Eukaryota; Metazoa; Chordata; Testudines; Testudinidae. The transcript is spliced from 5 exons. Bases 54 to 494 code for a protein of 146 amino acids. Gene Ontology annotation, molecular function: oxidoreductase activity, acting on metal ions.
CAGAGAGGAUUUAUUGUUGAUUCAAAGGAGAGGCAACCUCUUGUCCCCCAGUUAUGGCUCACUGGAGUCCUUCACUUCUCCUUGGCUACAUCGUCUUUUGGAGCAUUAUUUGUCUCUGUGUUGCUUUUCCAACAGGAGCCCCAGCAUCAGCCUGUGAGAAUAUGAUGCCUGUGCAUACGGGGGUCCAGCCCCAGGCAAGUCCAGCCCCCUAUGAGAUCCAGGUGGACGCAUCUUCCUUCGUGAACAGGCAGCCAAUUAAUGUUCAGGUUGUAGGGCCGGGAUACAGAGGCCUGUUGCUGGAAGCUCGCACCUUUGGCUCCACUGCUGCACUUGGCAGAAUCCUGCCAAUAACACUAAGUUCCUACAGUGCUCUGGAAACCCGAAAGGUGCAAUUACUCAUUCUAACACCGAGUUCAAAACAAGCCUGGCCACUUAUACCUGGCUGCCUCCAACCUCUGGUUGCCCUUCCAUUAUUACAUUCAUGGCAACGGUAGCACAGUCUCAUGAAAUUUAUUGGCUUGGUGUCAAAUCCAAAGUGAUCUGGAGAGAUUCUAAAGUUACAUGUGGUGCUGAGAAGUUUACAUGGACAGUUGUUAUUGUGACAAUGAUGUCUUUCCACUUAAUAUAAGUAGCCAGGC